AUGCAUAGAAUCAAGAAAAAGCAUGUUGUCAUGAACAGUUACAACAUUCAUGAUCUAAUCAACAAUCCGGAGGAAUCGGAAUCAGACGACUACGAGGACUACGAGGAUGACUAUAUGAUGGAGAUGGAGCAGGAGCAGGAGACUGGAAAUGGACGUGUCCGCAGCUCCAGCGCUCAACGUAAGUAGAAGGCAACAAGAAACUUUCAGGUUGAACUGUGUUUGAUAUGUUAAAAGGCGUCGGAGGACUGGUGCUUGGCUGGCUUAUCUAGAACUAGGUUCUUUUCCAUGUGGCGCGGAGUCACGUUAGGUUACAGAGUUCAAGUUCCCACAAAAACUCGGUUCUUUUCCAUGUGGCGCGGAGUCACGUUAGGUUACAGAGUUCAAGUUCCCACAAAAACUCCGUGGAUUUGUUUUUUACUGCCUUGGUACCAUGCCGCUUGUUGAGCAAUUUUCGUAACAGACCAGGGCUGGGCAAUUGGCCGGCACGGGCUUUUCGUUGGCCGGCCCUUGACCUGUACUCUUGAACCACUUGCAAUAUUCCGAUUGGAUCCAAACUUUGCAGGAUUGUUGGACUUGGAUUGAGGGCCAUUGGGUCCAAGUUUCAGCCCGAUCGGAUCGUCGGGUCCCGAGAUAUGUGGAUCAUUGGCCGAUUUUUUCCAAAAAGCCCGGGCUUCCGGCCAAUUUCGGCCCAUGAUCUACAUUUCUCGGGACCAGAUGAUCCGAUCGGGCUGAAACUUGGUCCCAAUAUGCUUCAACCCAUGUCCAAGAAACCUGCAAAGUUUGGGUCCGAUCGGAAUAUUGCACGUGGUUCAAAAGUCCAGGUCAAGGGCCGGCCAACGAAAAGCCCGUGCCGGCCGAUUGCCCAGCCCUGUAACAGACUAAUCUCAAAAAGGUUCCGAUCCUACCUAGUGAUCUUUCUUGUCGGGCAAAAUGAGAAAAACUAUAAUACAUAUGGUACGAGGUUCGAAUUGUAUCGAUUUCACCAGACUUGAAACAAAGCUAAAAACCAGUUAUUUUCCCGAAUUUUCUCUCAAGUAACAAUAUAACAUUUUCAGCCGUCAAGGAGUCCAACGGCGGAUCUGAGGAGGUUGAGCCGAUCAAGCUACGCAAGCUUCAAGAAUUCUUUACGGUGAAGGAGACUCGCUCCAUCUUCCACUUCCUUCUCGGAGAAAUCCGAAGCCAGAACAAGCACCGUUUGGGACGUGUCGCAAAACGACGCAUCGAGAUUGGAUCUAUCGACUUGUGGACAAAAUUCAAGAAGUGGAGUAAGGGGCGAAGAGAGCCAGCCGUGUACCGAGGACAGUAAGUGCAUAUUUAUCUGUACAGAAUCAUGACAAUUAUGAAACGUUUUCAGCUACCGCAUGAACGCCAACAAGCUUCACACGUUGUCCGGUCUCAGCAUGAUGGACAAACUCGACUUGUAUUACGCUCUUGAUAUCAAAGUGAACAAGCUUGUCCGGCGGCAACUCACUGAGGAGUACGGAUUGGAGAUGACUGACGAGGGUGUUAUCACUGGUAGUUCCGUUCUCAAACACUGGGACCUUGUUCAUCCGGACUCUGACCAGGAGACCGAGGGACCGCUCAAGAUAAAUAAAAGAAAAGGAUGGCUUAGAUUCACCGAGAAGGAUGACGGUUUAAUGUGGCAGUUUGUGCUCGACUAUGUUCAACAGUACCCGGAUCGCAAAAUCUGCGGGACUAAAGUUUGGGUUGAAUUCAUGGAUGAGUACAAGUACCGAGGAAUCGCUGGUAAGAGAACGCCCGAAACUUACCGUGGGAGAUAUCAUCGCAUACUGGAACCAAAUCUCUACUUGAUGCCAAUCGAUAUCGAAACGAAGGCUGCUCUCUAUCAGAGCCUGAAUGUCGAGGUGCCGCUAGAGUUUCGAAGAAAGUAUGCGCUUAGUCUGAAAAAUGGUCAAAAAUAUUGAUUAUCAUUGCAGAUUGAUUAACGAAACCGGUGUUAGACUGGCCAAAGACGGAAAAGUCAUCGAAUAUGCGAAUCGUCCAGAACACCCGGUUCUGCAAUCACGCGUCUACGAGGAUCUCAUUGGCAUUCAUUCCGCCAACCGCACUUCUACUCUCAAAAAGCCUGGAACUGGCGUCAAUGAUCGUGUUCCGUACACAGCAGAAGAGGACCACGAUAUUUGGGAAUUCAUCAUAAACAGUAUGCGGAAUAAGCACGGAAAGCCACUGCGAAACAAGAAAAAGAUGACAGGAUGGGUGUUGUGGCGCGCCUGCAAAGAAAGUAUGGGCUCUGAACGGCAAUGGCAGAGUCUCAGCCAACAGUAAGUUUACGAUUUGACGUUUACAAUAUCAAUUCUGCCAUUUUACAACAUUGCGGCGAACAACUCCUUCUGUCUCAUUCUUCUGUUCUUGUCACGUUAAACAUUAUUUUUGCAGUUUUAUCGAACACCUCAUGGACAAUGUGAUGGCGACGGAGUAUGAUUUGAAGACAAAGAUAGAAUUGUACUUCUUCCUCGAUCUUCCUGUUGAUGAGGAAGUAUUGCGAGUGUAAGAAAUUCCGACUCAGACGCUUCUCCUCAAACAAACUGUUUUUCUUUUAGGUUUGAGACCGAGGCUAUCAUUCUUCUCAACCGAAAACGUGUUAUCAGACAUGCAAUGGGAAAACAUUCUUACUGGGGAAUAGGCCGAAAAGACAUUAUUGGGAAAGAAGGAGGAUACGCCGUCGACAAUUCACCAGAAGACGAAGAUGGUGAUGAUGAAGACGACGACGACGAGUACGACGGCGUCGAACACGAAUACAGCUAUGAAAAUCUUGCUGAUUUCAUUGAACGUGAAGAACAAGAAGCAAAAGCAAGUGAUUUGUUGGAUUCCGUUGUCAAAGUCGAAAAUGCACCGAAGACUGCGGCCAAGACCGAUCAACAGUAUCAACCUGAGCCGCAUGCUGUUGCCGCUCCUGUCAAAUACCCUGUGCACGGCGGGCAAAGGCGCGGUGAAGUCCCAAAUCUGCCGAACAAAGAUCGCUAUCCAUAUAUGUAAGUUUCUGAACUACUUUGUUCUCAGUUUAAUGAAAAAUAUCAUUCCAGCCCACAAUAUGCCCGCCCGAGAGUAUUCCGUGAUCCGGCUUCAUUUCCUGACAUGCCCCCAAAGAAACGUGGACGGCCGCGCAAAGUGAACCCGACGGAAGGACCGGCAGCAAAGAGAGCUCGGAUCAAGAGAACUUUCAAGUAUGUUUUUCCGGAGUAUCUUCUGUUCAGAUAAUUUACAAACUUAUGAAUUUUAAGGCGGUUCUUCAACACACCAUACGAAGAUGGAUUCUCGAGUCAAGGCCCUAGCACGUCGUCCCAAAUUUUGAGCUUUGAGAAUUUGACGGAUAACGGAUUCGAAGCGAAUAACGUUACGGAGAAGAAACCAGAGUUUCUUAUCCAAGACAGCUCGAAAGACGUCAAGCAGGAACCAAUUGAUGACUGCGAACCUGUUCGUGGUGUUCAACGAGCUCUUCCGAACUCUCGCCCGAUUGCCGUUUUCAACCAGACAGCGAAAUUCGAUCCUCGCCUCCUCGACUCCUGCAGCAGAGCUCUUCCUUUCAGACCAAGACGACACGUGCGACUUAUGCCGGCUCCCGUUGCACAAGCACAAAAACCGGGCAAUCGAAUGCCGAAGAAGAAGCCGUUGCCUUAUGAGACUGUCACCGCCACCGUCACCGCCCACAACCAACGUGCGUCAUCGUCGAUGCUCCAGAAUGGAACCUCUCAAUCUUUGUCAAGCAACGUAUUUGGGCAGCAGGUCGAAGCUGUCGAGAAGAAGCCGGAUUGUUUACUGCCUGUGGAACCGCAGGAAGUGAAGCAAGAACCCAUCGACGACUAUGAGCCUGUGACCAAGGCGAAUGGACUCUCUUCAUCUUGGAGGAAAGACGAUCCAAAAGACGAACAGAAGCCGAACCCACUCCAUUUAAUUAAGCCGAAUGCCGUUGACGCGAAUCAUGCUUUGGGCAACCUUCAUGUCGUCAAGCGCUCAAAUGCGGACGAAUGCAGCAGAACUCUUCCGUUUGCACCAAGCCCCCACAAGAAGGUUCCCGUUGGACAGACUCCGGAUGUCGCCACCGCGACCCCAAGUAAUCGUCCACAACGGCUUCGCGUUGUGAAGGUGAUCAGGAAGGUUGGACCACCAAGCAACACGCCGUCGACCGGUAUCGACGCAAACGAUGAGACCAAGUUCACCCCAAUUCCGUCUUCGAUUGUCGGAGCGGGAAUCGGAGUGAAUGCCGGUGCCGGAUUGAGGAUGCUUGGAGGUGAAAACGAUCGUGUGUGUGCCGCUCCAACCACUACCACAACAUCAGAACGAGUCCGGUCGCUUUCCCCGAUUCCCCCGGAAGUGGAAAUCAAGCAGGAGCUGGAUUUUGCUGCAGAGGAACAGUGAGUGUUGCUUGAAACUAUACAAGAGGCAUCAUAUUCUCUCUGUGAUUCUUUUUGAGGGUGACGUAGAACAUUCUAGUCCAUUUGGCCCAAGACCACGGUUUCCGCCAAGUCCGCCGGCUGAACAAGAAAUACUAGGCCACUCCAUUUAGGUCAGCGGGCCGAGAAACGGAAAACGCGAAAAAAAGAGUCCACUUUUAGAACUUUGCUAUUUUGCCGGAUUUAAAACAUCAACCAGAGAGUGGUAUUCCAAAUAUUUAUCAAAUUUUGUGAACCCUAGCAUUCAUUUACUCAUUUCAGAAACGUCGAAUACGCUCCACAGCAUUACGACAAUCCACGGCUUAUGGUAGAGCCAAUUCCCGACAUUGAGAAGGCGUUCAACGAUUUGACCGUUCAACUUCAUCAAUUUACGGAGAGAAUCGAGGACAACGCCGAGGGACUGGCAUUGAAAGAUCGUUUCACAUACUCGACUCGCAUUAACGUAAGAGAUCAACAAAAAGGGAAAAAAGACAAUAAUUUACUUUUUUUCAGACGAUGCACAAGCAUUUUAAAACAACCACCCGUACCAUCUUCGCCGACAGUAAGAAGGAGGACAAGUAA
This is a messenger RNA of Caenorhabditis sp. 36 PRJEB53466, 4973 nucleotides long. Lineage: Eukaryota; Metazoa; Nematoda; Chromadorea; Rhabditida; Rhabditidae. The record is from the annotation of a GenBank genome assembly.